Messenger RNA from Closterium sp. NIES-65, 1584 nucleotides. NCBI's taxonomy places the organism in Eukaryota, Viridiplantae, Streptophyta, Zygnematophyceae, Desmidiales, Closteriaceae. The record is from the annotation of a GenBank genome assembly.
AUGCGGCAGUUGUCGCUGCAGGAGGUGGCGGCGGCUGCUGCUGCAGAAGGUGCGGCAGCUGCUGCUGCAGGAGAUGCUGCGGCGGCUGCUGCUGAAGAUGCGGCAGCUGCUGCUGCAGUAGAUGCUGCGGCGGCUGCUGCUGAAGAUGCGGCAGCUGCUGCUGCAGUAGAUGCGGCGGCUGCUGCUGCAGAAGGUGCGGCAGGAGAUGCUGCGGCGGCUGCUGCUGAAGAUGCGGCAGCUGCUGCUGCAGUAGAUGCUGCGGCGGCUGCUGCUGAAGAUGCGGCAGCUGCUUCUGCAGUAGAUGCUGCGGCGGCUGCUGCUGAAGAUGCGGCAGCUGCUGCUGCAGUAGAUGCUGCGGCGGCUGCUGCUGAAGAUGCGGCAGCUGCUGCUGCAGUAGAUGCUGCGGCGGCUGCUGCUGAAGAUGCGGCAGCUGCUGCUGCAGUAGAUGCUGCGGCGGCUGCUGCUGAAGAUGCGGCAGCUGCUGCUGCAGUAGAUGCUGCGGCGGCUGCUGCUGAAGAUGCGGCAGCUGCUGCUGCAGUAGAUGCUGCGGCGGCUGCUGCUGAAGAUGCGGCAGCUGCUGCUGCAGUAGAUGCUGCGGCGGCUGCUGCUGAAGAUGCGGCAGCUGCUGCUGCAGUAGAUGCUGCGGCGGCUGCUGCUGAAGAUGCGGCAGCUGCUGCUGCAGUAGAUGCUGCGGCGGCUGCUGCUGAAGAUGCGGCAGCUGCUGCUGCAGUAGAUGCUGCGGCGGCUGCUGCUGAAGAUGCGGCAGCUGCUGCUGCAGUAGAUGCUGCGGCGGCUGCUGCUGAAGAUGCGGCAGCUGCUGCUGCAGUAGAUGCUGCGGCGGCUGCUGCUGAAGAUGCGGCAGCUGCUGCUGCAGUAGAUGCUGCGGCGGCUGCUGCUGAAGAUGCGGCAGCUGCUGCUGCAGUAGAUGCUGCGGCGGCUGCUGGAGAAGAUGCGGCAGCUGCUGCUGCAGUAGAUGCUGCGGCGGCUGCUGCUGAAGAUGCGGCAGCUGCUGCUGCAGUAGAUGCUGCGGCGGCUGCUGCUGAAGAUGCGGCAGCUGCUGCUGCAGUAGAUGCUGCGGCGGCUGCUGAUGAAGAUGCGGCAGCUGCUGCUGCAGGAGAUGCUGCGGCGGCUGCUGCUGAAGAUGCGGAAGGAGCCGCUGGAGAAGAUGCAGCAGCUGCUGCUGUUGUAGAUGCAGCAGCGGCUGCUGCUGAAGAUGCGGCAGUUGCCGCUGAAGAGGGUGCAGUAGUUGCUGCUGCUGGAAAUGCAGCGGCAGUUGCUGCAGAAGAAGCGGCAGUUGCUGCUGCUGAAAAUGCAGCGGCGGCUGCUGCAGACAAUGCGGCCGUGGAUGCUGCAGGAAAUGACGCGGCGGCCGCUGCAGAAGGUGUGGCUGCGGCUGCUGCUGGAGAUGUAGCGGCGGCUGCUGCAGAUGGCGCGGCGGCUGCUGCUGCUGCAGCUGCAGUGGCGACCAGGCCGCAAACCGGCGGCAACAAGGCCGCGAAUCGGCGGCGACGAGGCCGCGGCCGGGCGGCAGCGACGCCGCAAAAGGCGCGACAGAGUCACGACACGGCCGUGAGAGAGGAAUGA